Molecule: messenger RNA, 1288 nt
Organism: Fopius arisanus
Lineage: Eukaryota; Metazoa; Arthropoda; Insecta; Hymenoptera; Braconidae
Product: D-3-phosphoglycerate dehydrogenase
Exons: 5
Coding region: 26-1012 (328 amino acids)
Molecular function (GO): phosphoglycerate dehydrogenase activity; NAD binding
Source: RefSeq, a predicted model, not a curated record
UUUAGUUCCUCCUAAACCGUUGAAGAUGUCAGUAAAUUUGAAGAGCGUGCUAAUAAGUGAUCCAGUCGAUGAAUCGUGCAUAGAUCUAUUGAAGAGUCACGGCAUUGAAGUUACGACAAAGUACAAAUUACCGAAGGAUGAAUUAAUCCAAGAGCUGAAGAAACAUGAAGGUUUGAUCGUUCGAUCCGAGACGAAAGUUACGGAAGAGGUGAUUGCGGGGGCAACUAAUCUUCGAUUGAUUGGACGUGCUGGAACUGGAGUGGAUAACAUCGAUGUCGAUGUCGCCACGAGGAAAGGAAUCCUUGUCCUAAAUACACCUGGGGGGAAUGCAAUAAGUGCAUGUGAACUGACCUGUGCGUUGAUAUCAGCUCUUGCAAGAAAUGUUUCCCAAGCAGCCCAAUCCAUGAAGGAGGGAAAAUGGGAGAGAAAAUUGUUCUCUGGUUUUGAAUUGCACGGGAAAACCCUGGCAGUUCUCGGAUUCGGUCGGGUGGGUCGAGAGGUCGGUCUCAGGAUGCAGUCCUUCGGGAUGAAAAUCCUGUGUUUCGAUCCGAUAGUCAGUGCUGCUGAUGCUGCGACCGCUGGAGCCACUAAACUCGAACUCGAAGAGAUUUGGCCACUCGCAGAUUACAUCACUGUUCACACACCCCUCAUUCCGCAGACAAAAAAUUUGAUCGGCACUACAACUCUGGCGAAAUGCAAGAAAGGGGUUCGUGUGAUCAAUGUAGCAAGAGGUGGAAUCGUUAAUGAGGAGGAACUCCUGGUGGCAUUGAAAUCAGGCCAGUGUGCAGGGGCUGCUCUUGAUGUAUUCAGCGAGGAACCCCCGAAGAAUCCGGUGACCCUGGAGUUGAUAAGACAUCCUCAGGUCAUUGCAACGCCCCAUCUUGGGGCGAGCACUGCUGAAGCCCAACAACACGUGGCGCAAGAAAUUGCCGAACAAUUUAUCGCGAUUUCAGGGAAAUCGGAUAAGUAUGCGGUAACUGGAGUCAUUAAUCCAUCGGUUUUGCCUAAAUGAGGAACCAGUCUUGAAUUUUUCGCGCUCAGAGAAGUUUUUGGGGAAUAAUGUUGAAGCUCGGAGUUUUACAAAAAUAUAUAUUUUUUAAUAGAUGUCAUUUAACGUAGAAUUACGCAUAAUAAUAAUGAUUCAUCGUCGAUCGGUUUCUGGAAUCCACUGGAAUUUUUUUCUCAAUGUCAGAAUUAUCAUUGGAAAUUCCUCGUAACAUUUCCCUGAGAGCGAUAUAUUUUUUCUAAAGAAUGUGUAUGAUGAUUGGAAUAAAGAGAUUAUAAAUUG